AUGCUCUCCGCGUGUGUCCUUGCCGCCCUGGCAUUUGCAGCCAGCAUAUGGCGGCUGCGCCUUUUCAUCACCGCACGAAAGACGCCUGACGGCCUCAAAGAUCUCCCAGGGCCCAAGGGCUAUCUAAUAAUCGGCAGCAUACUAGAGUUUCCAAAGACUUUCUCAUACCACAAGUUCAAGGAGUGGUCGGACAAAUACGGACCUAUUUUCCAAGUCAAGAUCUUGGGCAAAACCCACGUCGUCAUCUCAGAUAUCGAGAUUGCGAAUGAAUUGCUUGCCCUAAGAGGAUCCUAUUACUCAGACCGCCCGCGGAUCGUCAUGCUCCACGAACUUGUCUCUAGAUAUGGCAAUCUGGGAUCCAGUCCACAAAAUGAAUACUGGAAAAACGGCCGCAAAUUCUCAUCGACGACGCUAUCAUCGAACGCCCUUGAGCAAUGGAAUGCGGUGCAGGUACACCAGGCGGCAAGGCUAGUGUAUGACCUGGUCAGUGAUGCCAGCAAGUAUGAAUACCUAUUCGAGCGCUAUUCGGCGACAGUGGCGCUCAGAGUCCUCUACAACAAAACCCUCACAAGAUCGGAAGAAAAGGAACAUCUCGACAAGAUAACUGCAAUAUACCUGCCGUCGUGGCUGGCGCCAUUCAAGGUGGAAGCAAACCGGCUACAUGAAUUUGAGUAUUCCUACUUUCGCAAUCUCCUCGCCGAGGGUCAACAGCAUUUCCGCCCCGAGGAGGACCACGCCAAGAGACCCCAGGCCUUGAUCCAAGCGUAUGUGAGCGACAAGGGUUCCUGGAACUUGAGUGAUUUUGAGAUCGCUUAUGUCAUGGGGACGCUGCUCGAAGGAGGGUCUGGGACUACAUCAUCCGCCAUGCAGUCUUACUGUCUAGCUAUGUGGCACUAUCCUGAAUGGCAGAAGAAGGUCCAAGACGAAAUCGAUCGCGUUGUGGGAGACCACCUGCCUUCGUUCGACGACUGUCCUGAUCUACCAAUCGUACGUGCGGUGAUGAAGGAAACCCUCAGAUGGAGACCCGUUGUUCCCGGAGGUAUUCCUCAUCGCGCCACGAAAGACGACACAUAUAAUGGCUUCUUCGUCCCGAAAGGCGCUACUGUCCACGCAAACCAAUACGCCAUGUUCAAAGAUGAAGCCACAUACCCCGACGCCGAGGCCUUCAACCCGGAUCGAUGGCUAAACCCGAAUUACCCAACCUACCAAGAACCUCUGACCCAAUACCCGAAUCUCAAGCGCUUUCCUGCCUUCGGAUUUGGUCGAAGGAUUUGUCCCGGGCUUGUGCUCGCAGAGCGGUCGCUAUUCAUUGAGAUCUCAAUGUUGAUGUGGCUAUGCAGCGUGACGAAGAAAUUGGACGAGGAGGGCCAAGUGAUUCCUGUGCCGUGGUAUGACUACAAGCCUGGCAACAAUACAGGACCUAACAGGUUCCAUUUCGAGGUGGAGAUGCGCGAACAACAGAGGCUGCAAAUCCUUGCAAACGUGGUUGGGAUCUCGUGA
Molecule: messenger RNA, 1500 nt
Organism: Cladophialophora bantiana CBS 173.52
Lineage: Eukaryota; Fungi; Ascomycota; Eurotiomycetes; Chaetothyriales; Herpotrichiellaceae
Exons: 3
Coding region: 1-1500 (499 amino acids)
Molecular function (GO): iron ion binding; oxidoreductase activity, acting on paired donors, with incorporation or reduction of molecular oxygen; heme binding
Source: RefSeq, a predicted model, not a curated record